AUGAAAGCCAGUGGAACUACAUACACACUUGCUUCCACUUUAGGAUCAAAAGACUUGCUUCUGACAGGACAAAGAGACCUGAACUCUUUCCUCUGGACAAUCCGGAGAGAUCCUCCUGCCUACUUGUUUGGCACCAUCCAUGUUCCUUACACACGGGUGUGGGAUUUUGUUCCUCAGAACUCCAAAGCUGCUUUUCAAGCCAGCUCCAGUGUGUACUUUGAACUGGAUCUCACGAACCCUUCCACUAUCUCAGGCCUGGCCAACUGUCAGUUACUUCCUCAUGGAGAGAAUUUACAGGAUGUGCUCCCCCAGGAUCUCUACCAUCGCCUCAAACGCCAUCUUGAGUAUGUCCGGUUGAUGCUGCCUCACUGGAUGACUCCAGAUCAAAGGGGCAGAGGCCUUUACGCUGAUUACCUUUUCAACGCCAUAGCUGGGAAUUGGGAACGCAAAAGACCUGUCUGGGUAAUGCUGAUGGUCAAUUCCUUGACUGAGACGGACGUCCGUUCACGAGGAGUGCCGGUGUUGGACCUUCACUUGGCUCAAGAGGCUGAAAGGAUGAAGAAAGGAACAGGAGCUGUGGAGAGAGUAGAAGAGCAAUGUCACCCUUUGAAUGGGCUGAACUUCUCCCAGGUGCUGUUUGCUUUGAAUCAAACAUUAUUACAACAUGAAAGUCUUCGAGCUGGCAGCUGGCAGGCUCCUUACACAACCGAAGACCUCAUCAAGCAUUACAAUUGUGGUGACUUAAAUGCUGUUAUAUUCAACCAUGAUUCUUCACAGGGAGAAACGGAUAAUGUGAUUCCCAGUUCCGCUGAAAAUGAUAAUUUCCCUGAAUCCAACAUUUGCUGUAAGUUUUCUGAAACUUUUGCAAAAGUAAAUGACAGUCCAUUAGGACAUUUCCUGGGCAACAACACUGUUAUUGAUGUGCUGAGACAAGCAGGAUUUGAAGUGGAGCACAUACCUGCAGGACAACCAGUGGAAAAUCCCAAGGCAAGCAGAUAUCACCCUUCUUCUGCAACAGCUGCCCCCCUUGUCAUUGAGCAUGUACGGUUGUCUUCGUCUUCAGCACCUCCUCCUGCCAAUGAAGAAGAUAGCCUUCCUCCACACCUCCUGUUACCAGAUAGCAUCAGCCAGCUAGAAGAAUUUGGACGGCAGAAAAACUGGCACAAGAAACAAUAUAAAAUCCACCGCCAAAGGCAAUUCAAUGAUCUAUGGGUCCGGAUAGAAGAAGGCACAACCACCAUGCCUUCUGAUAUCAGAAUGACGGAUGGACUCAUCUCUGUCAACCCAUCUAUUUGGUUCUCAAACCAGGUGGAGCAACAGCCACACCCAGACCUUGCAUUCCACCAUCACCUCAAAAGCUGUGCCUUUGAAAGCACCAUAGCAUCACUUUGCAUUGUCUCCGUGCUCACAGCAAUGGCUUAUGUUCUUUUAGAUCUACUGAAUCCUUCCUGA
Molecule: messenger RNA, 1452 nt
Organism: Notechis scutatus (mainland tiger snake)
Lineage: Eukaryota; Metazoa; Chordata; Lepidosauria; Squamata; Elapidae
Source: RefSeq, a predicted model, not a curated record